UGGUUCUGAUCUUUCGUGAUUAAUGACUACCAUCCUUGAGCUAACAUCGGCCAACAAAACUAACAACAAGGCCACCAAUAACAAGCUGCAGCGUGAAGGAGAAAACGAAUAUCCUCCGGCGAAACGAUCCAAGACUGACGACGAAGAAGAACCAACAGUCGUAGGAAACGGAACGAUCGUCGGAGCGCCAAAGCAGCAAACACUUUCUGGGGUCAAUCAGUCUGGAAACGUGAACGUCGAGACGACCAAAAACACUGAAGGACAAGACGGUGAGAAGAUGGACACUAGCAAUAAUGCCGGAGGAGUUGGUGGGAACUCAGAUGAGCUUCUCGACAAAAAUCUUUACUCCCGUCAAAUUUACACGCUCGGCGAAUCCGCCAUGGUCAACCUCCGAACUGCUUCCGUUCUCAUUUCUGGUCUCGGUUCUGUAGGAGUCGAAAUUGCAAAGAAUCUGAUUCUUGGAGGAGUUCGGCAUGUUACUAUUCAUGACACAAAGCUUGCAAAAUGGUCUGAUCUCUCGGCUCAAUACUACUUGCGCGAUGCAGAUGUUGGUCACAAUCGUGCUACUUCUUGCUACGAGCGUCUUGCAGAGCUUAAUGACAGUGUUAAUGUACAAGUAUCAACUGAUGAGCUCACUGAGGAGUUUGUCAAAACAUUUGAUCUUGUUGUUCUCACGGACGCUGCCCGUACUGCUCAACGCCAAAUCGCUGCAUGGACACGAGCCCACAAUAGACGUAUUCUGAUUACUGAUGCUCGUGGUGUAUUCUCAUACAUCUUCAACGAUUUUGGAGACAAUUUCCGAAUUGAUGACGCUACUGGGGAGCAAGUUCGCGAGUUCUUCAUUGAGCACAUUGAUAAAACCACUGGUGAAGUGACAACAUUGGAGAAUCUUUUCCAUGGUCUUGAGGAUGGAGAUCACGUUACUUUUUCUGAAGUUAAAGGACUUACUGAAAUUAAUGGAUGUGAGCCACUCAAAAUCACCGUUAAAAAUGCAUCGAAAUUCAAUAUUGGUGAUUUCGCAGUUUCAUUCUCCGACUACAAAGAAGGUGGAAGAUGUAGGCAAGUUAAAGUCCCAACAUCGGUAUCUCAUGUUCCAUUCGAGAAAUCUCUUGUUGAACCAGAAUUCGGAAUAUGGGACUAUGCCAAGUUCGAAUACCCAUCCCAGCUUCAUGCCUUGUGGACUGCUCUUUACGCUUUCGAAGAAAAGUAUGGAAGAUCCCCUGCUCCUCGAUCCACUCAGGAUGCCGCAUUGUUAAAAGAAUUGAUUCCUUCUGGUACUGAAGAAAUCCCAGAAAAGUUGAUCGAAUUGUUCUCGUUUUCUGCAUCCGGAAACCUCGUCACUGUGUCAUCUGUUGUUGGUGGUAUUGCUGCACAAGAAGCAAUGAAAGGAGUCACACACCAUAUGACACCACUGAAACAAUGGCUUCAUUUGGAUCACGUUGAAGUCUUGCCAGGGGAUUGGACUUCUUUCGACAAUUCCAAACUUUCGGAAACUGAUUGUCAGCCGAGACAAUCUCGUUAUGAUGGACAAGCUGCCGUAUUUGGAUGGCCAUAUCAAGAGUGUCUAUUCCGUCAAAGAUGGUUUGUUGUUGGUGCUGGAGCUAUCGGAUGCGAAUUGCUCAAAAAUUUAUCAAUGAUGGGUGUCGCUUGUGGUGAAGGAGGUCUUAUCAAAAUUACUGAUAUGGACCAAAUUGAAAUUUCGAAUCUCAACAGACAAUUCCUGUUCAGACGCCGUGACGUUGGGGGAAAGAAGUCAGAAUGUGCCGCCCGUGCUGUGACUGCUUUCAACUCGGAUGUUCGAAUUGAAGCUUUGGCAGAACGUGUUGGAUUGGAAACCGAGCACAUUUUCAAUGACGAAUUCUUCGGAGAGCUCAAUGGAGUUGCCAAUGCGCUUGAUAAUGUUGAUGCUCGGCGAUACAUGGAUCGUCGAUGCGUCUACUAUCGCUUGCCUUUGCUGGAGUCUGGAACCAUGGGAACCAAAGGAAACACUCAAGUUGUUUAUCCAUAUCUCACGGAGUCAUACUCGUCGUCUGUCGAUCCACCAGAGAAGGAGAUUCCUGUUUGCACGUUGAAGAACUUCCCCAAUGAAAUUCAGCACACAAUUCAAUGGGCGCGUGAGCAAUUUGAAACAUUCUUCGCCCAGCCAGGAGAAAUGGCCAACAAGUUCCUUUCCGAUGAAAGAGGGUUCAAUGAGCAUGUCGACAAAUUAAUUUCUGGACAACAAAUUGAUAUUCUUCAAAAAGUAAAAGACGCUUUGAUUGAUGCUCGUCCAUCGUCUGCUGAAGAUUGUAUUCGUUGGGCUCGCAACCAAUUCCAGGAACUCUACCACAACAAUAUUGCUCAGAUGCUUCACUCUUUCCCACCAGAUCAACUCACUGAUUCUGGAGCCAAGUUCUGGUCAGGAGCUAAGCGUUGCCCGCAUGUUCUCAAUUUUGAUCCAUCCAAAGAAGAACACUUCAAUUUCGUUUUUGCUGCGUCAAUUCUCAUUGCCGAGUUAUACGGAGUUCAACCAAUUUUGGACAGAGAAGAAGUUAUUCGUGUCGCUCUUUCGGUGAAUCCGGAACCUUUCGAGCCUAAAUCCGGUGUCAAGAUCGCUGUAACUGACGCCGAGGCUAAAGAACAGAAUGAACGUGGAGCUUCUAGCAUGAUCGUUGAUGAUGAUGCUGCCAUCGAAGCUUUGAAAUUGAAAUUGGCAACGCUGAACGUCAAGUCUACAAGCAAACUGAACUGUGUUGAUUUUGAGAAGGAUGAUGAUUCUAACCAUCAUAUGGAGUUCAUCACGGCUGCAUCGAAUCUCCGAGCCGAAAACUAUGAUAUUCUUCCAGCUGAUAGAAUGAGAACCAAACAAAUUGCUGGAAAAAUUAUUCCAGCCAUCGCUACCACCACCGCAGCAGUUGCCGGUCUUGUUUGCAUCGAACUGUACAAGGUUGUUGACGCAAACGGUAUUCCUAAGACACCAAUGGAGCGUUUCAAGAACACUUUCCUAAAUCUGUCAAUGCCAUUCUUCUCCUCUGCCGAACCAAUUGGCGCUCCAAAGAAAACUUACAUGGACCGAGAGUUUACUCUCUGGGAUAGAAUUGACGUUCAAGGACCGCUCACACUUCAAGAAUUCAUCGACAAUGUACAAAACCAAACUGGUGGAUGCGAGGUGUCGAUGUUAUCCGCUGGAGCGUGUCUUUUGUUCUCGUUUUUCAUGAAUGCUGGCAAAAAACAAGAAAGACUCAAAACAGAAGUGAAAGCGGUUUACGAGGAAUUGCUGAAGAAAUCACUUCAUCCUUCUGUUCACGCUUUGGUUCUCGAGCCAAUGAUGUCCGAUCCAGACGGUGAAGAUGUCGAAGUUCCAUACAUUCGCUACUCUUUCUAAUUAUUAUGAUUUUUCAAUGUUUGUAUGUGUCUCUCUGUCCCCGUCUUCAUGAGUCAUGCUACUCUUUAUCAUUUUAUCGCUCCCCGUUUUCAUCCCCUUUAUUGAACUCCCUUAUUUAUUAUUUAUGGUUUUAACUUUUUGUAUUAUUGUGUGAAUUGCGAUUUGUUUCACGUUCUCCCCGUACCUCAUAAUCUCUUCUUCCACCCACCCGAGUAAUGUUUGAACAAUGGUUUUUUACCGAAUAAAAUGUGCUAUGUGG
Caenorhabditis elegans is the source of this 3623-nucleotide messenger RNA. RefSeq names its product E1 ubiquitin-activating enzyme (gene uba-1). Gene Ontology annotation, biological process: protein ubiquitination. The transcript is spliced from 7 exons. Gene Ontology annotation, molecular function: ubiquitin-like modifier activating enzyme activity; ubiquitin activating enzyme activity. Lineage: Eukaryota; Metazoa; Nematoda; Chromadorea; Rhabditida; Rhabditidae. The record is from RefSeq and is marked reviewed. Bases 23 to 3364 code for a protein of 1113 amino acids.